Messenger RNA from Carassius gibelio (silver crucian carp), 2304 nucleotides. RefSeq lists its product as uncharacterized. The record is from RefSeq and is a predicted model, not a curated record. The transcript is spliced from 5 exons. Bases 81 to 860 code for a protein of 259 amino acids. NCBI's taxonomy places the organism in Eukaryota, Metazoa, Chordata, Actinopteri, Cypriniformes, Cyprinidae.
ACUAGACUACCCUUCAACCCUCUACACGCAUGCUCACUCAGCUGAGACACAGAGACAGAAGUAGAUGGUGAUUUUCCUGCAUGACUUUACUACAGAGCACAACGCUCUCAGAUUCUCUUUUUAAACUCCAGAGCUGCUGGAAGAAAAUGAUUAAAGAAAAUACACUUGUUCUUUUCUGUCUGUGCCUUUCUCAUCUGGUUGGUGUGUUUGCUGAUACAGACACAGUGAAGUCAGUGUCAGUGAAGGAGGGAGAUUCUGUCACUCUACAGAUGAAUGUCACUGAAAUACAGACAGAUAAGAUUGAGUGGAAAUUCGGAACUAACAAGAUUCUUAUAGCUAGAAUUAAUGGAAAGAGCAGUAAGAUAUUUAAUGGUACUGAUGGGAGAUUCAGAGACAGGCUGAAGCUGGACGAUCAGACUGGAUCUCUGACCAUCACAAACACCAGAACCACAGACUCUGGACUUUAUGAAGUUUACAUCAGCCGCAGAAGUUCAGAGGAUACACACAGAUUCAGUCUUACUGUCUACGCUGCUACAACAACAGCUCCUCCAUCAACUCCUCCAUCAGCUCCUCCUUCACAUCCUACUUCACAUCCUACUUCAGGUUCUCAUUCAGGUCCUCCUUCAGGUUCUUCAGGUUCUCCAGUCUUUCUGUUAGUGCUGAUCUCUGCUGCUGCUGGAUCUCUGUUGAUUCUUGUUGCUGUCGGGAUCAUCUGGAUCUGCAGGAAACAAAGAACAACUGAUCAACAUGCUGAGACCCCUGAAGAGGUAAUCACUUACGCUGAUCCAACAUUUCACAAAAGAAACGCACAGAAAUCGGAGGAUGAUGUGGUGUACGCUAGCGUCGUCCAUAGACGUUAAUUAAAUUCUCAUUAACUGAAUGUUUCCUCAUCACUGAUGUUUUCAUCACAGUCAGUACACAUGCACACUUUGCAAUUAUUGCAACAAAACUGUAUACAUAUUGAGAAUGGUGUUCAUGUUUGCAUGCUCUGUGUAUUUUUUUUUUUACAAAAGAGUGCACAUGUGAAAUAUAACUAAAGUGACUGGAGCAUGAAACUAGCUUAACAUUUUAGAACAAAGAUGACUUUUAAAAAUUGAGUUAUCUGGGUUUUUUUUUUUCAAACUCACUCUCUCUCUCUCUCUCUCUCUCUAUAUAUAUAUAAUAUAUAAAUGCAAAACAAGUAUUUGCUUACUAUUUGUAUGCAUGUAAACUCUGAAUUGCAAUAUUACCUUUUGUGUGUGUGUGUGUAAUUUAGAUUGAGUAAUUUUUACAAUGGUUUGCUUAUUGUGAUCUCGUUAAUGUAAUGCCUUUCAGUUAAACUAAAGGUCAAAAAGUUCAGCAUACUCAAAUACAGAGAAAGCUGAUUUAGUUACAUAAAAAAAGAUUAGUUACAUAAAAACAUAGGUUAGUCUCAGUUGAAUCCAAAAAGCAAGUGGCCCCAGAUAUUGUAUUCUUGUGUUCCUAAUUAACACCCUGUUUUGUGAACAGAUUCUGCACAUUUAGUUUAAAUUUGUGAGUCUAGUGUCCUCUGAGCUAUUAGAAAAAAUUACAAAUCCCAUUCUCAAUAAUCCUAAAACUCAUCCACAAGUAAUAGACAUUUAUGAUACAUGAACUAAGCACAGAUCAGAAUGAAUUCAGAUCAGAUGUCUUUAUUUAAAAAGAUGAUAGUCAAUAUUCUGUUGGUGUUAAAUUCAAAUGAAAACCUUAGCAAUCUGCAGAAUGAAAAAUGGAACUUUCAUUUUUUAGAGCUGGAAAGAAAUGUGGGUAGACAUCAUGUGCAUGAGAAGGGGCUUAUUAUUGGACGUUUGUGGUUAAUGUGCAUCUGUGUGUGCAUGUCUUGAGGCAUGAAUAGUGUGAGUGUGUGUUCCUGUUAAUCGGUUGGUUGUUGUACUUCCACAUUUUCACUUCCUCCUUAUGCAAAACUGUUUUAUUGCACAAUAAAGUACAGAAUCCCUGAAUGCUAAUGUUUGACAAAAUUAUUCAUGUGUGAUUGUGAAAUGUUACAAUAUAUAAUAUACAAUGUUUAUGUGACAUACAAGACUGAUAUUUACUGGUAUAUGUAUCUCUCUAUGUAUUCAUGACUUUACAUACUAAUGCAGUAAUCCUGCGGAUAACAAGUGUUAGUUAAGCAGAAGUUAUUUGCAGCUCUAGCAACGCUUAGAAGUUGUUUCUGAGAAGUUUCCACUAUUAUUGAAAAUCACACCCAAGUCUGCAUAUGUAUUUCGAUAAGAACAUGUCAUGUUUGUCUGUCAACCUGUAGAAAAAAAAAGUGAACUGUUAAAAAAAUAAAUACUACUGCUAUUA